Messenger RNA from Didymodactylos carnosus, 933 nucleotides. Lineage: Eukaryota; Metazoa; Rotifera; Eurotatoria; Philodinida; Philodinidae. The record is from the annotation of a GenBank genome assembly.
AUGCCUCAGACUACUCCCGAGUUACUGCUCAGUAAUCCAUGGUAUGGCAAAGGAUUUUUCGAACCAAACCAAUAUAAAGUGUCUAUUGAACGUUGUAACAAUGGAUAUCACUCUUGUGAACUAUUUCUUAAAUUUAUUGAACAACGAAUUAAAAUUGAACGAGAUUAUAUGGCGGAAUUGAAAAAAUGGUCACUAACAUGUCAAAAAGAAAUUUCUCGAAGUCAAGAUUAUGGUACAAAUAAGAGCACUUGGUCAGCAUCAAUUGUUGCCGGAGAACAACAUUUUUAUACUCAUUCUCAAAUAGCUAAAGAUCUUCAAGAAAAUGUUCUUGAUAAAAUGACACAGUAUCGAAAAGAUAAUUAUGGUAAAUCAGUUUUACAUAUUAAAAAAGCGAAAGAAUUUGAAAAAGAUUUUGAACAAGCACAAAGAAGUUGGUUAAAAUUAUUACAAAAAAUAGAUGACACAAAAAAAUUGUAUCAAGAAACAAAAAAAAAAUUAAAGAAAUUUGAAUUAGCUGAUAAAAUUAUACAAAGUGAUACCGGUACAUCUGAUGAACAAAAACGUAAAGCAAAAGAUCAAGUAGAUACAUUGAAAAAAGAAUGUACUGCUCAAGAAUCAAAAUAUAAACAAUUGAUUGAAGAUAUGAAAAAUCAACGACCAAAUUAUGAGAAAGAAAUGACCAAUGUUUUAAACCGAACACAUGAUUUUGAAAAAAAACGUUCGAAUUUUUUUAAACAAAUGUUUCAAGAAUAUCAUGAUGCACUUUAUCCAAACAAACCAGAUGAAAAUCUUGCUGGAGCAUCGCAAAAAUUUUUAAACGAAUUGAAAAAGCAUAAUGUAGAAAACGAUAUUGCAUGGUGGAAUAAAGUUUACGGUAGUGAUACAAAUACUCAAUGGCCAGAAUUUGAAGAAUUAAAAGACUCAAAUACGUAA